Molecule: messenger RNA, 1026 nt
Organism: Rangifer tarandus platyrhynchus (Svalbard reindeer)
Lineage: Eukaryota; Metazoa; Chordata; Mammalia; Artiodactyla; Cervidae
Source: the annotation of a GenBank genome assembly
AUGGAGCGAGCGGCGCAGCAAGCAGUGCCUCUGGGUCAGAUGGAAGUGUUUCAGGCCCUGCAGCGGCUGCACAUGACCAUAUUCUCCCAGAGCGUCUCACCCUGUGGGAAGUUCCUGGCAGCUGGCAACAAUUAUGGACAGAUAGCUAUCUUUAGCUUGUCUGCUGCUUUGAGCUCCGAGGCCAAAGAGGAAAGUAAGAAGCCCAUGGUGACCUUCCAAGCCCAUGACGGGCCCGUCUACAGCAUGGUCUCCACUGAUAGACAUCUGCUGAGUGCUGGGGAUGGGGAGGUGAAGGCCUGGCUUUGGGCAGAGAUCCUUAAGAAGGGCUGUAAGGAGCUGUGGCGUCGUCAGCCCCCAUACAGGACCAGCCUGGAAGUACCUGAGAUCAAUGCUCUGCUUCUCGUGCCCAAGGAGAAUUUGCUCAUCCUGGCGGGGGGGGACUGUCAGCUGCAUGCAAUGGACCUUGAGACAGGGACCUUCAUGUGGGCCCUCCGGGGCCACACAGACUACAUCCACUGCUUGGCACUGCGGGAGCGGAGCCCCGAGGUGCUGUCGGGCGGCGAGGAUGGGGCCGUGCGGCUUUGGGACCUGCGCACGGCCAAGGAGGUCCAGACGAUUGAGGUCUACAAGCACGAGGAGUGCUCGAGGCCCCACAACGGGCGCUGGAUCGGAUGUUUGGCAACUGACUCGGACUGGAUGGUCUGCGGAGGAGGCCCAGCACUCACUCUCUGGCACCUCCGAUCCUCCACACCCACCACCAUCUUCCCCAUGCGGGCGCCACAGAAACACGUCACCUUCUACCAGGACCUGAUUCUAUCAGCUGGACAGGGCCGUUGUGUCAACCAGUGGCAGCUGAGCGGGGAGCUCAAGGCCCAGGUGCCUGGCUCCUCCCCGGGACUGCUAAGCCUCAGCCUCAACCAGCAACCAGCAGCCCCUGAGUGCAAGGUCCUGACAGCCGCGGGCAACAGCUGCAGGGUGGAUGUCUUCACUAAUCUGGGCUACCGAGCUUUCUCUCUAUCCUUCUGA